Messenger RNA from Jaculus jaculus (lesser Egyptian jerboa), 455 nucleotides. It is a transcript of the gene Cops9, whose product is annotated as COP9 signalosome subunit 9. NCBI's taxonomy places the organism in Eukaryota, Metazoa, Chordata, Mammalia, Rodentia, Dipodidae. The transcript is spliced from 3 exons. The record is from RefSeq and is a predicted model, not a curated record. Gene Ontology annotation, biological process: negative regulation of protein neddylation. The coding region runs from base 65 to 238 and encodes 57 amino acids.
GUUGGAGAGUGCGCCGGAAGUGCACGGGCAGGACCGGAAGUGAGCGCAACGCCGAGGGCCCAAGAUGAAGCCCGCUGUUGACGAGAUGUUCCCCGAGGGCGCAGGGCCCUACGUGGACCUAGACGAGGCUGGAGGAAGCACCGGGCUCCUGAUGGAUUUGGCAGCCAAUGAAAAGGCAGUUCAUGCAGACUUCUUUAAUGAUUUUGAAGAUCUCUUUGAUGAUGAUGAUGUCCAGUGAGAUUGUCCAAUUGCUCCAUGCCACACAUUUGUGAUGUGUCAUGCCAAACAGCUCAAGACAAGGUCAAAUGUUUAUGGAAACCUUGUGGGAAAGACUCAUAACUAUGACCUCUUCAACUGAGGGAGGAGGAUUGUCUGAAUCACCUGGUUGUGCCCUUCAUCCCUGAGGGGGUCCAUCCCUGGUCCUUGUUUCAAUUAAAAGCAGCAGCCCCAUCAUA